Molecule: messenger RNA, 387 nt
Organism: Rotaria sordida
Lineage: Eukaryota; Metazoa; Rotifera; Eurotatoria; Philodinida; Philodinidae
Source: the annotation of a GenBank genome assembly
AUGAUUAGAUAUCGUCUUCACUUUCAACGUGAAUCUCGUGAUGAAAUUGAUCGACGAAAAAAACUUGCUCAAUUACCUAUUGAAAAAUUACCUGAAGAAUCAUUAGAAAUUCCUAUUGAGCAAAUCUAUCGACCAGGAAGUGCUCUUGAUAUGCCUAUACGACCAGCAUGGACAUAUAAUAUGACUAAAGAACAAUUAGAACAACAAGAACAAACUUAUUUUAAUAAUUAUUUGGAAAAAAUUUUUGAAAAUUUUCAAGCAAAUGAUUUAAGUUAUUUUGAAAUGAAUCUUGAAACAUGGCGACAAUUAUGGCGAACAGUAGAAAUUUGUGAUAUUAUUCUUAUGAUUGUUGAUAUACGUUUUGCUGUAAGUUAUUUUAUUCGAUAG